UUUUGUACGUCAAUGGCUGUUUAUCAUAGAAGCGAUGUCUUCGAAGAAUCAUGUGUCGAAAAAAACUAUGCAAACACGAAACAUAUGUAUUCUUAUAUGAAAAAAGAUGAACACUUUAUUCACUGAGAAGGUAUACGUAAAGUUGACAGUUUUGAAAGAGAUGAUAUUAGGUAAAGGGUAAUAACAAUCAAGGCCAGUUUGACGUCACCAUGUCAGAUACAGCUUCUACACCACAAAGACUAUUUUGUCCCCGUCUAAUAGAUUACAUUACUAUUGUAAGCAGCCAUCAUCCAAAUCAAAACAACAAUGUGGCUCAAACACCAGAGUUACUAAGGAGAUAUCCUCUAGAAGAUCACAAAGAUUUUGCCUUGCCAUCUGAUAUUAUUUUCUUUUGCCAGCCAGAAGGAUGCAUAAGUGUUGGUCCAAAACGAAUGAGUCUACGGGAGACCACAUCUUUUGUUUUUACAUUAACAGAAAAAGAUUCUGGAAUAAUCAGAUAUGGUAUUUGUGUGAACUUUUUCCGACCUUUUGAAAAGAAGUGUCAUGAAAAAUGGAAAAGUGACAAUAGGACUAGUACAGAUGGCAAUGGCAAUUCAUUGACUAUUGACCAUGAAAAAAGUAAACAAAAGUCUCCGAAAAGUAGUCGUAAAAUGAAAACUGCAUCAAUGGUGCGGAACAAUGUUUUAACUUCACUAUGCAUAGUUAGUCAUCAUCCAUUUUUUUCUACGUUUCGUGAAUGUCUUUUCAUAUUACGUCGACUCGUUGAUGCAUGCCAUGAAAGAACAUGUUCCAAAAGAAUUGGUGUUUCAUCUGCUAGAGAUAAAUCAAGGGACACAGUAUGGGGAGUUUUAACAGGACAGGGAAGUGAUAAUCUGACGGGUUUGGUGAUGCAUGAAGUAAAGGAGAUUGAGACAUGGAUCUUGCGAUUGUUAAGUGCACCUGUACCAGUGCCUGGCAAGACGAGAGUAGAGGUUCAGGUUUUACCCAAAGACUUACAGCCCCCUUUAUUGUUUGCCUUGCCAGAUCAUACCCGGUUUUCACUUAUAGACUUCCCCUUACAUUUACCAUUAGAGCUGUUAGGUGUUGAUACAUGCCUGAAAGUCCUCACCGCUAUCAUGUUAGAAUAUAAGGUUGUGAUGCAAUCUCGUGAUUACAAUGCCCUGACAAUGAGUGUGAUGGCAUUUGUCUAUAUGCUUUAUCCAUUAGAAUAUAUGUUUCCUGUAAUACCAUUGUUGCCAACCUGCAUGUCGUCAGGAGAACAGCUGCUGAGUGCCCCUACACCUUUUAUUAUUGGAGUUCCUGCCAGUUUUAUACCAUACAAGAAAGAAUUUAAAAUCCCAGAUGAUGUCUGGCUUGUAGAUCUGGAUUCUAACAAGAUGACAAUUGGAAAAAAUGAAGACCUACCUCCCUUACCUGAACCAGAAGGAACACAACUAAAAAAUCAUCUUAAACAGGCUUUGGCCAGUAUGAGUAUGACACCUCAACCAAUCAAAAAUCUUGAUACAGUUGCACAUAAUCCUGAAACAUGGAAAAGACGAGAGAGUUUUUCUUCACAGACCGGCUUCAAUCCACUUAUCUAUGGUAAUGAUGUAGAUUCAGUUGAUGUGGCCACAAGGGUAGCCAUGAUAAGAUUCUUCAACUCAGCAAAUGUUUUGGGUAAUUUUUCUGAACAUACAAGAACAUUACGACUUUAUCCUCGGCCAGUGGUAGCAUUCCAGAUGUACAGCUUUCUUAAAUCUCGUCCAGCAAGAAGCCAUUUUAUUGCCAGAAUGGCAAGAACACAGGCUACAGAGUAUUUUGCUGAAUGGUCACUAUGUCCAAAGAAUGUAGUAUUCCUACGUGUACAGACAUCAGUGUUCGACCCACUGUUGAUUGGCGACAAACCUAAGUGGUAUGCCCAUCAGUUGCAGGCUAUUGAGUUUAAGGUGUAUGAUGAAUCGUCAACUCUAGGGUCUGCUCUGUCAACAACAACUGGGGAAACAUUGAGUGAUGAAUAUCCAACAGAUGAAAGUGGUAGUGACAGUGAUGGAGCAGAUAGUACCAGCUCAUCCUAUUCUUCUCUCAGCGAUUUUGUUACAGAUAUGGUCAACAGUGAGAUUGAUGGUGAUACACCAGCUUUAGUUCUAGAAAAGCAAGUUCUGUCAGUGGAUGAAUCCAAGAUCUACACACCACCAAACAAACUUCAGCUUCCAGAAACACCUAUAACUACCAGUGAUUCAGCUAAUUCUCUACCAGAAAGUGAUGUCAGUAGUUCUGAAUCAGAAUCUAGGUCAGGGAGUCCAACAUUUGCUCAGGAUAUUCCUGAUCAAAGCUCAGCGAAAAGUACACCUAAUAAGGUAGACAAGAAAUCAGAAUUCAUAUUUGAUUCAGGAAAUGUCUCAGCGACUAGCAGAUCUUUAAACAGUUCAAAUUUGACACACUCUGAUAGUAUUGGAUCAAACAACAGUACUCCAGAGUUACCAAAACGUCCUCCACCUUUAGCGCCAUUAACCAGGAGCAUUAACUCAGCAUUUGAAGCUUAUGAAAAACCAUUAUCACCAACAAUAAGAAAGGGAAGAAAUUCACCAGGUUUGAUGAGUCCACAGUCUCCAAGGAUAAGGAGUAAUAGUAACACGGACCCAAGGAUUCGUAAAAACAGUGGUGGAUCAAGGUCAGUUCCCGGAGACAGAGAAGUACCAGAACGAGGCUCAACACCUUCAUCAUUGAUAUCAACAAUCAGUAAUGAACUCACAGACAUGGCUCAAUCAGCAAGCAGUACAAUGUCAGAGUUAUUUGACAAAUUUUCAUUCUCACCAAAAUGUGAGACUAUUGAAGAGAUAACUGAACCAGGGUCAACAAGAAGUCCACAACAUCAUCAUGCCAAACCAGUUAAGCCUUUUGCACCUUUAGGAAACAGAAAAGCUUUGGUAGAGAAAUCAGGCUUAGUUAAACAUGCAACUAAUCCAAGAAAACCAAAAGAAUCUCAGAAAGCGAGUGGAAGUGAUGGUAGAUCUGCUACAAAUAGUGAAAAUCAGCAGUUUUUGAAAGAGAUUGUCACAAAUGUAAUGGAAGGACAAGGUGUCAGCUGGUUAAAACUAGGUCGUGUCCGAAGAUUGAUGGAGGAUGAGAACUAUCGUAAUUUUGUUGUUAGCAGAAUAAACAAAAACUUGGAUAAGAAAUUAAAUGAUGAAACUCAACACAUAGAAGAUGUGAGUUUGUCAAAGACAGUAUUUAAAGGAAUGCUAACCCUGAUAAAAGCUUUAAUUCACGGUCUAGAGCACACUUACCAGAAUCAUGGGCUAGGAGGAAUGGCCAGUGCUUUCAUGUUAUUAGAGAUCAACCACACCCACUUCUGGAUAAAGGACGCUACAGGAAAAUUGCCUUCCAGUAGUCGCAGUGAUACUAGUGUUACACCAGAUAUGAAUUCUCCAUUUGGAAGUCAUGAAAGUUUAGCUUCCAGGAAUGACGACUCUCCACAAAAACAGGAAACUUCUAGUUUGCAUGAUGAACAUUCCAUUGCAUCAGUCGGGUCACCAGUUAUUGUUAAUGGUGAAGAAUUUGAAAAUAUCGAAAUACGAAAAAUUGAUGAAGGUAGUUCAUUGGACUCAAACAAACAGUUUGUUGAUCAAAACCGAAAUACACCAAAAUCAUUAUCUGUAAGACAACAGUGUGAUAUUAUUGUGACUAAAACUGACACAUCGGACUUAAAAUCUCCUACUGAUGUACUACAUCAUAUCGUCAGAAAUAAAGAAAUUAUAAACUCUUCGCAAGGGUUGGACAAGAGGUGUAGUAUUGAUUCUGAAGUGUCCGAAGCCAAUACGUUGAUUAGUUCCAGUUCUGAAACCGACGGGACUGACAGUGGACGAAGAACAAAAAAGAGGAUCAACCACCAUUCUAUCAGAGGGGCUAUGUCUGACAGUGAAAUGGAAAUGUCUGGGAUUGUUACUUAUAAUAAGAGAAGUAGAUCACCCAGUGUGUGGAGUAAUAAAAGCUCCCUUAGUGCAGGGUUCAGAUAUCACGAGGGUAAAGUCAUCAGUACCUCACCUGUACCUUAUAGUCCUGAUACUGGUAGGAUGUUCCUCUUUGAGGGUUUACUAGGUAAAGACAGGUCAAGAUUAUGGGAUCAGAUGCAGUUUUGGGAAGAUGCCUAUUUAGAUGCUGUAGCACAGGAGAGGGAUAUUAUAGGCAUGGACCAGGGACCAGGAGAAAUGAUGGAAAGGUAUACUUCCCUGGGUCAAUCGGAAAGGAAACGUUUGGAGCAAGAUGAAGAUAGAUUAAUGUCUGUGAUACUUUAUAACAUUGUUGCAUUUAUGGUAAUGAUGCGGGUUCAUAAACAAGAAAUACGCAAGAAAGUACGAAGGUUACUCGGCAAGUCUCAUAUUGGAUUGUCAUAUAGUUCAGAAAUCAACUUCUUGUUAGAUAAUAUACCAAAUCUGCAUGGUAAUGAUAUAGAUCUUAAACCAGUUGGUAGUAGAUUUAUGCAGAAACAAUCAUUUACUGUACACUGGGGUACAGAUAACACAGGAGAUAUGUUAUUUAUGGAGGUUUGUGAUGAUUGUAUUAUUUUACGAAGUGUGACAAGUGCAAUAUGUGAUAGAUGGUGGUAUGAGAAGCUGGUUAAUAUGACUUAUUGUCCUAAAACUAAGGUGCUGUGUCUGUGGAGAAAACAUGGCGAAAAAGUGCAACUCAAUCAGUUUUAUACUAAAAAGUGUCGAGAACUAUAUUUCUGUGUUAAAGAAGCUAUGGAAAAAGCUGCAGCUAGGAAUAAUGGCAAAGUUCCAGCAACUGAACUUGGUGGAGAAUUCCCUGUGCAAGAUUUGAAGUCUGGACAAGGUGGACUCCUCCAAGUCUGUAUGGAAGGGAUUGGAUUAUUACUGGCCAAUAGCAAGUUGUUUAUUGAGCUAGGUCGUAUCAAGAAAUGUUUCACACAGAAAGGAGGCAUAUUUGUUCUUGAGGAAUUUGAUCCCAAAAAUCGGCAAGUAACCAUGCACAAAUUCAAGUCAAGAAUGGCAGACCAGAUCUGUUAUGCAGUGUUAUGUGUAUUUUCCUAUGUAGCUGCAGGCAUGGAAAAGGAACAACAAGAUAAACAACAUUUACUGUUAGAUAAACAGCAAAACUUAGCUCAGCAUCAAAGAAGACAAACAUAGCAAAUAUUCUACUUUCACUUUCAUUUUGCUCAGAUUUUUUUAACCAACGAUACUUAUUUACUUGUCAGCAUCAAAUGUGAUCUUGUUGAAAUAGAUUUUAUUGUUUAAAAAAAAGCUUAUUUUCUUAUCCCUUUAAGAUGUUUUCUUUGAACAUUAAAAUAAAAAAAAAAAAAAUAUAUAUAUAAUUGGUUGUAUAAUUGUUCAGAGUUUGAUAAUGUUAAUUAUAAAAAUAACUAUCCUGCCAGUUUGUGAAAAUGUUCUAUGUUCAGUGUUUUUGUCUUUAUAUUGUAAAAUUGUGAAAUUUUGAAUCGCUUCAGCUCUAUUUAAAAUUUCAGUAAUUUCCCCCUUUUUAAAUAUCUGGUAGGCCAGAGCAAAUGUCAUUCAAAAACAAUUAUAACCAAAAAGUUCAGAAAAUUUUGCAGUAUUUUAAUCAAUCUGCCAAAAUCAAAAGUGUCAAAAAGAUUAAAAGUACCAAAGAACUGCUGCAAGUAAAAAAUAAAUCAGUGUUUACAUUAUAAAGCAUUUAAUAAUUAUUAUAGAAAUUUCUAUUUUUAAAUUGAAAAUGUAUUUUUAUAACUGUGUUUGUCUUCUUUGUUGCAACUAUAGAUAGCCAUAUGCUAUAAUCAUUGUAAAAGUUAUAUGUGUAGAUCUAAUAGUUUAUUUACCUUAAAUUUGGUUGUAUUUUGGGUUCUGUCACAUGUUAGUGAAAGCAUAGUUCUUGUUGCAAUUAGAAAAAAAUAAUAUAUUUACACAAAUUAUAAAAAAAGAUAUGAUUUGCAUUUGUCUAACAUUUGUCAAUGUUAUUAUAUGAGUUACUUGUGGAUUAUGUAUGGAAAUUUAUUGACUGUAUUGAUCAGAAUUUAUGCUAGUCUUGAGAAACUUUCUAGUCUGCCAAAUCUAUGGUAACCUAAACCAGAUAUGAGUCCUUAAAACUUUCUGGUCAAAGUGAUCUUAUUGCUGUUUGGUCAUGGUUUUACUACAAUUUUUCUUAGUUUUGUAAAGGAUCAGUUGUUAUAGGCUCUUAUUCAGUGCUCUAAAGCAAAAGGGGAUUUUGUUUCAGAAAUUGUUAGGAAAUUUUCUAAACAAUUUUAACAUUAUUUGAUCUUAAUAUAGCAUUUGGAGGUUUGAAUAUCUGUAUUGCAUUGUAUUCCUGGGAUAGGUAAAGCUUAUUCAUUGAAGAAAGUGAUAAAUAUCCAGAUUAUUUAUAGAAUUUAUUAUGAAUCAAUCGCCCAGUGUUCCUUUUUAAUUAACUAAUCAUAAAUGUAUGUUAGUUAACUUUGUUCCAAUGACUUUUAUCUUGACUUUCUUGUGAUACUCAAAUAAUCCAUAACCUGUUGGAUGUUAGGUGUAGGUCAAGAUCUAUUUUAAGAUUAUAUUUGCUUUACAAGACAAUGUGUACAAAAAUGCAAAUUAUGUCCUUUGUAUAGUCCAUAUAGGUAAAUCAUAUAUAUAAGAUUGUAAUUAGAUAAUUUAUUGACUGUUAAUAUGCGAAAAAUGUUUUUGUGAUAAAUUUGUUGUUUGUAGAAAAACAAUUUUAUAAUUCUUGUUGUGUUUUAAUAAAUUCUAAUUGUUAUUUUCUGUGAUGUAGAUAUACCUGUUUUUUAUUUGAUGCUUUUGUAAAAUAAAUGUGAGUACCUUUCAUAGAAGUAGCACUUUUUUUGUCUACCUCUAUUUCGUUUAGAUUCUUACAUAAGUUCAUCUGAAUACCAGGCAUUAUAGUUUUUAUUAUAGCCCAAACUACAAAGUAACUGGGGUAUAUAAGUUUUUUUUUACCUGUCCUUCAUUUAGUCAGCCUGUCAGUCAUUUUGGAUUCCGAAUUCUAAAUCAAAUAUUUUACAUGGUAUUGCAACCUUACUUUAAUAUAUGGUCACUUGAUUCCUAUUGAUUUUUAAGUCACUAGGUCUAAGGUCAAGGUCAAAGUUACUAAAGACAUAGAUUUGUGUAGGAUAAUAUUGCUGUUUGAAAUCCUAACAGACAAGAAUCAUACUAUUAAGAACUUUGCCAUCAGGUUACUAUUUUAUAAGGGGGGAAAGGGGGUGAGGUAUACAAGUUUACUCACUUAAGGUUCUUUAAUUUCGAAUAUUAAUAAGAACUAUUGUAUUUAAUUUCAAAUAUUAUUAAGAACCAUUGUAUUUAUUUUGAAAUAUGGAACAGAUUUUCACCAACUUUCCAAUGAUGUUGAAUUAGUUGCCAGAAGAGAAAAUGUAAAUUUUUUCAUGAAUUUUAUAUUACAAACUAUUAUAAAAGUACAUAUUUUUGAAAGGACAAGGUUCACUUUUGGCAAAAUAUCGCUUUUAAUUGAUAUAUCAAAGAGGCCCCAAUUUUGUUCAAAAAUGAAUCUAUUUCAAAAGCCUGAUUCGUGAAAAGUAAAUGAAUCCCUACAUGAUAUUAAAUUAUAGGCUCUAAAGUCAGCCUAUUUUGGAGAUCUUGUCAAAAAAUGAUUUUACGCAUUUUUCGGACCUAAAAGCUUUAGGAAAACCUUGGCUGCAAUCUACAAUGCAAAAUGUUCUGUAACCAAAAGAUGAGUUCAUUAACAGACAUUUUGCACUGAUUGAGAAAACAAAAAUAUAAGGUCCAAUUGUAUUCCCUCGUGAACCUUUUCCUUUGAGGGCUAUUAAAUUUAUGCACAGGGAUUAAAUUCUCACAUCAAACAAUUUUUUUUGCCCUUCACACCAAUACAAUGUAUAGUUGAUUUUCAACUAUCUAUUCACAUUUUCUUUCAUCACAAAAGGAAAACAAAAUUGUAGGAAAAAAAAGCUCUUUUACAGUGUUUAUGUUAUCAAGAAUAGUUGGGCAUUAUUUCAGUAUUAUCAGUUACAAGGAAACUUAUGGCAUUAUUUAAAAUAUUAUUCCAAAAACAAGUUAUAUGCUGUUGAUCCAUAAGAAAAUUACAUUUAAAAAAAGUAUCUGGAGAUAAAGUCUGUUUUUUUUUUGGUUAGAAGAAGAAAAGUUUCCGUUCUCUAUUUAAUAUUGUUCUGUCUAGAUUUUUUACAAACAAAUAGUGUUUUAAUGCAUUGAUAAUAUUGAAUUAUACUGAAAGCUCUUUGUAAAGCCAUGAUUCUUCUUUAUUGAAAGUCUUGGAUAAAGGAAAGUUCAAUUUCUCUCUCUCAUUAUAUAUAUGAAUAUAUUGUGAAUGAGAGAAAGGCACAAAGACAGAGGUACUACUAUUGUUAGGUUCAUUUCUUUAGCUGACUAAGUCAAAUGAUGAAAUGUAAGACCCCUAAAUUUGUGUGUUAUAUAACUUGCAUGUGCUUUAUGAAAGAACUAGUAAGCUUAACAUUUAGUUGUGAUGUAUAAUGGAAGGUCAGGUUCUGAUUGAUUUGAAUUCCAUGACAAUUUUAAUUGAAUGCACUAAUUUUAUAAUAGUUUAAAUUUAUUGUUUAUAAUAGUACUUGUGUAUCAUUUUCCUUUUUUCAAUAAGCACAUGAGAUAAAGACUUUUUUAUUUUAAACUGAUUUCUAUAGUAUUACUGGACAAGUGCUUCAGAACAGUAAAAAAUUUUUUUUUUUAAUAUAUGAAUUCAUAGUUUAUUACCAGUUGAAUUUGGUUGUUCUUAUUCAUUGCAAUUUGAAAAGAAGUAAAUAGAACAGUCAAAAUGUAAGAAUACUUGAUGCCUGCAAUUAUGACAAUGAUGGAAAUAAUUGUUUUUUGAACAGCAUAGUUUAGUUUUUGAAUAUGUUUAUGAAAAUUAGAAAGAUUAGAAUCUUUCUUUACUACAAGUCUUGAUAAGAAAUGCAUUUCAGAAUAUUUAAAGCAUACCAUUUUUUUUAUGCAACCACUCAUUCUAUGGAAAUCCAUUUGAAACUCUUUUUUGUUUUGUUUUUAACUUUGUUGAUAUUAUAGAAAUCCUUAUUUUACAAAUGUUUAUGUUUUUGUGUACUAUAUAUAUAUACCUGACAGUGUAUUAAUUUGCUCUUUGUGAUAUAGAUAGUUGUAUAUAGAAAGUAAUGAUGCACGUGCAAUAAUUAAAUUGUUAAUAUUGAAUAUGUUAUAUAUACAAACUUGUAAUAAAGCCUGUUAGACAUAUGU
Messenger RNA from Mytilus californianus (California mussel), 9155 nucleotides. Its product is annotated as MAP kinase-activating death domain protein-like. The record is from RefSeq and is a predicted model, not a curated record. Gene Ontology annotation, molecular function: guanyl-nucleotide exchange factor activity. NCBI's taxonomy places the organism in Eukaryota, Metazoa, Mollusca, Bivalvia, Mytilida, Mytilidae. Gene Ontology annotation, biological process: regulation of apoptotic process; regulation of Rab protein signal transduction. The transcript is spliced from 32 exons. Bases 210 to 5126 code for a protein of 1638 amino acids. Gene Ontology annotation, cellular component: cytosol.